AUGAUGUUCAGGGAUGAUUUUGGCACAUUUCUGGUCGCCUUCGUUGUCUUCAGCCUCAAGGAAGGAGUUUCUCUUGAUCUGCGUGGCCCCAAAGCUACUGUGAGUCAGAGUUCUACCUCACUACCAGCUUAUAGACCCUCGAAGGCUGUGGAUCGAGAUAUUGGUACCUCAUCACACACAGGGUAUGCCUCCCUAGAGGAACAAACGAACCCCUGGUGGAAAGUGGACCUGGGGGCUGUCUACUGCUUAAGGAAAAUUACUCUGGUUAACAGAAUAGACGAUGUUUUUUCCCAGAAUCCUCGUCGAUUGCACGGUAGUGUAAUUCGUGCUGGUUUGAGCUCCAAUCACCUGCAGAACCCAGAGGUAGGACGGGUUGCUUAUGAUGACGCUAUAAGCGGAGCUGUGAUUGAUUUCCUACCAGACCCCUACGUCACUGCACGAUACGUCAGCGUGGAUAUCCCUAGAAGUGGUCGGGUUGACGGGAUUAAUACCAUACUCAACUUGGUUGAAGUCAUGAUUGAAGAGGUUACCACGGAUACGAUCAAGACUGACACAACAACAGGUGGGAUAAGGAGGAUCAGAUGUGCUGUAAAAACUAUCUAUUUGGGGACCCUGAAUUUAACGGGACUCCCAAGCAGCCAGAGCUCCGAUUACUCUAAUAGUUCUGGUACUUGGUAUGCUUCAGGAGCUGUGGAUGGAUCUUUACUGUAUGGUUAUGAUGUCGCCCACUGUAGUCAUACAGAUUUAGAUCAAAAUCCCUGGUGGAAGAUAGACAUGACUUCUGUUCAUUGCAUUGGGAAAAUUGCCAUCAGGAAUCCAGAUCAUCUUGAACACGACGUUAGAUUACGUUUACAAGGUGCUGUUGUCCGUGCUGGCCUGAGUGAUGCACAUCUUGAUAACCCGACGUGUGGUUCACCAGUAAGCCUGUAUCAAGCCUUAAUCAAUGAUUGGAUUGAAUUCACCUGUGAUCCCUCCAGACCUGCUCGGUAUGUUAGCGUCGAUAUUCCUAGAGAAACCUGGCUUUCACUGGCUGAAGUAAUGGUAUGGCCAUGUGAACUCCAUCCAGCAGCCCUCAAUUUGACUGACAAGCCCAGCACUCAAAGCUCAACAGAUGGUUUCAUCCCUGGUAAAGCUGUAGAUAGCCUUCCAGGGGAACCGUACUGCAGCCGGACAAUGGAAGAAAUGAACCCAUGGUGGAAGCUGGACCUCAAAGCAAGUCAGUGUCUUGGAAAAAUCCGAGUUCGUCCCUCUGUCAACGGACCCCAUUUACAGGAUGGUGUUGUAAGGGCAGGGCUGAGCGACAGACAUACCAAUAAUGUAAUGUGUGGAACUCCAGUGAGUCAAGUCCAAGCUGAAACCGACGAAUUCGCAGAGUUUACUUGCGAUCCGCCUGUACUUGCCCGGUAUGUUAGCGUCGAUAUCCCCGGAAUGGCGAGACUCGGACUAUGCGAAGUGACGGUGAUUACAUGUGAUUUCCAGCAAACAGACAGCGGUAUAGAUUUUACUCUGGUCACAAAUCCUGCUCUCAUUGGAGACAAUGAUGCAAGCAUCACAGCGUACAAAGGUCCUGAUGACAUCACUGCCAGUGUCUCAUUCGGCCGCCAACUAACAAUAAGAGGGAAUAGCGGAGCACUUCCCUCAGGAUCUAUGGUAUCGUCUGAUCCGUCUACAGGAUGUGCAGCUAGAUUGAUCCUGAGAUUACCAGAGGAGGGUGGGAUUGACAGGACAGGCGUCUUCUACUCUGAGGCGAUCAGCAAUGACAUCACUACUAGGAUACAGACCGUCAUUUUAUCGAAAAACGAAAGCACCGUUCAUAUACGUCCCGUUGUGCGGACGCAAACAGCAAGCAUCGGAGACUCUGUGGUGCUGCAAAUGCGUGACGUAAACUCACCAAACACCAACUACAGAUGGCGACGUGAUGGGGGUGACGUCAUUGAUACUUGGCGCGACCUCCUGAGUGUACUGAUAUCGACUGUCGCUAAGGAUGAUGAUGGAGUAUACAGCUGCUUCGUUUCAGAUCAAGAGGAGGAGCAACUGCAUGGAAUCAUGAGGCUCAUAGUUAGAGAUUGUCCUUCUGGACGUUGGGACCCACCAUCAUGUCUGAAAACCUGUCGUCGAUGCUACAAUGGCGGUGUAUGUCAUGACGAGUCUGGUACCUGUGUGUGCGCUCCGGGGUUCAGUGGAGAUAAUUGCGAGCAAGCCCAUGGUCGUAAGGUCUUUGGUAAGACUGCCGAUCAGAGGUGUCUCGGUAGCACUGAUCCACACCGCGAGGCUUGCAGAGGGCGUUUGUUCUGUCUUCCUGAUCCUUAUGGAUGCUCGUGUGCUGCAGGUUACAUGGGACUUGACUGUAUGCAAGAAUGCCCUGAAGGAGCAUUUGGUGCUGACUGUAAGCAGACAUGUCACUGUGCAUCGGGAGGAACCUGCAGUAAAGAUACAGGAGAAUGCAGCAAUGGCUGCGAAGCACCAUAUUUUGGAAGUAACUGCCAGUGCACAACUCAAAAUGGCGUACUUGGGCUGGAGGUGUCGUCAGGCGAUCCUCAUCAACUGUUUGUUGCCUGGCAACCAGAUCCUUGCUCUUCUGGCUACGAAUUGACAACCACGGAUGAGUGUGAAGACACUAUAGCUCAAGAAUCGAUACAAGAAACUUUCCAUUUCAUAACUGGCUUAGAGUCUACACUGAACUACAGAGUUUACAUUCGGCCGUUGUACCCUGGUGAUGUAAAGGGACCUGAGGUGACCAAGCCACCAAUAACAAAGCCAACUGAGUCCCCAACUGAAGUGAAUUCCACCUCGGUGACGUCAACCAGCCUGAGUUUUUCCUGGAGUAAGCCACCUUGUGGAAGCCGAGGUGGUAUCAUCACAGGCUACACGUACAUCCUGACUGAAGUAGGCCCACCAUCUACAGAAGUCGUUCAGUCAGUGACAUCAGAGGAAUCGGUGACCAUCCAGGGUUUAUCCCCGCUCACCGAGUACAGUUUUCAGGUUGCUGCUAGCACCACUGCCGGAGCCGGACUGUACAGUCAGGCUCAAGUGAAAACGACCUUAAAAGUAACAGCGCCCCAAAUGGACACGAAUCCCGCAACUAACUCAUCCUCGGCAGUGAUAGGCGGGUCAGUAGCAGCUGCUGUAAUCCUGAUUCUGGUGGUUAUAAUUGUCGUCAUUGUGCUGUAUAAAAGAAGACGCCGUCGAAAGAACCAGCCUUCUGAUGGCGUCCAUGGAGAAACUUCUCUUCCACAGAACAAAGCUUUCGAAGCAGAUGUGGACUAUCAGGUUCCGGAACCUACAGCGGAACCGGCCCCGUACACGAGCCUUGGCGAUGGUGUAGUCACGAUAUCUUCCGCCCAACCCAUUGCACAGAACCCAAGUAUAUCACAGGAUGUGGAUGAUUAUGAGGUUUGCUCAGCCGAACCUCACGCGUACACAUACAUAGACGCUGACAUCAUGAAGAAGUCGUCUGUACCGCAAACUGAGCGGAAACCGAAGCCCAAACCGCCUCUGAAACCGCACGCUGCCGACGCAACGUAUGAGGUUCCAGAUUCUGCUGUGUACGCAUCCGUGGACGAGGGUAAAGAGAAGUCUUCCGCACCGUCCAUCGCACGUAAGCCGAAGCCCAAACCUCAUCCGAAACCAUCCAUCCCGCAACCAGCUGCGGACGAGGAUGCGCAAGAGCAACUGAUACGUAAGCUAUUCAGUCAGCUGACAUCGGUUCGUGUUGAGGAGCUCCCAGAAUACAUCCGCAAGAAGGAGCAGGCUGGUCAAAAUGGAUUCCCUGCAGACUUCAUGACUCUUCCAGAUGGUCAGUUACGUCCAGCGACUGUGGCUAUGAAACCACAAAAUGAGAGUAAGAACCUUGAUACGGACAUCAUUGUCUAUGACCAUUCGCGUGUCGUGUUGGAGCCGUUGCAGAAUGAUCCUGAUUCUGAUUACAUAAACGCUUGCUACAUCGAUGGUUAUUUGGAGAAGGACAUGUACAUAGCCAGUCAAGGACCAACCGAAUCGACCGUAGGAGAUUUCUGGCGUAUGGUGUGGCAGACGAAGGUGGAUAAGAUCAUCAUGCUGACCAAUCCGGUAGAAAACGGCGAGGUUAAUUGUCAUCAGUACUGGCCAGAUACCGGAAUAAAGACUUAUUCUGACAUCGCAGUAAGCACUGAGAAAGAAGACGUGUUUUUGGACUACACAAUUCGUGCUUUUCGGAUAGACAAGGUGUUUAGUGCGGAAAGUAACAGGCUGGUGAAACAGUUUCAUUUCAAGACCUGGCCAGACAUGGAAGCACCAGAGCACCCGACUACUGUGCUCAACUUCAUGCAAGUUGUGAACGCUGAACAUAACAAGGGACGGACCGUUGUACAUUGCAGUAAUGGUAUCGGCCGCACAGGAACCUACAUCGCCCUGGACUCCAUGCUUGAUCAGAUGCGCCAAGAAGGACAAGUUGAUGUUCUUGGCUUCAUCUAUCGCAUGAGACAAAAACGAAACAAGAUGGUGCAAACACCGGCGCAAUACCGAUUCAUCUUCGAGGCUCUGCUGGCUGCCUCUAAGGAAGAUGACACGUCUUACGAGAACGUAGGGAAGGGCGCCAAGAAAGCGAAGAAACAGGUGGCUGCAAAACUGACUGGAAAAUAAACCUCAAUGACCUGAGUUGACUAAUGAGUUUGAAGAUUGAGAGGCUAACAUUUUAUAUGAAAGUAAACAAUACCCUUUGUUUUUACCCGACUAUCUUCGGGUAUUUUCUAUUCCCCCACCCAAAUUUUGUGUUUGGUUUUUAUUUGCUUGAAAUUGUACACAAAUUAAGCUUUAUUCCCUGUUUAUAUGUCCAGAUAUCGUUUAAUAAUAUGUCAUUUACGUUAAUACACCUUACAACGAUACGUCCUUAAUUACACCAUUAACUAAUUGUGAAUAAUGAGAAUUGUGAAUAAUGAAAAUAGAUAUUUGAGGCAAUCACUUAAACAUCCUUACAAAGCAAAUAAUAACUUCACUUUGUAAUUAAUACCCUUUGGAUAAAACUUAAUCUGCGAACAUUUGUCAUACUUUAUGUUCACUUAUACUCAGAUGUUUUAAAGCACAUUGUA
Molecule: messenger RNA, 5066 nt
Organism: Patiria miniata (bat star)
Lineage: Eukaryota; Metazoa; Echinodermata; Asteroidea; Valvatida; Asterinidae
Exons: 29
Coding region: 1-4620 (1539 amino acids)
Biological process (GO): protein dephosphorylation
Molecular function (GO): protein tyrosine phosphatase activity; protein binding
Source: RefSeq, a predicted model, not a curated record